AUGUCAUCUGACGAAGCUUUCGUAUCUACUGCCGAUGCCAACGUCCCUGAGACUAACCUCAAUGUCGCUGCCGAGGACCGAGCAGCCGAGGAGAGUGAGGCUACUGGCAGAAUUUCCAAAGAGGAAGUUGAGGGUCUCAAAGACACUAUUGGUGGUGGAGAAGUGCUCGACGAUUCCGAAGGUUACACCCGAUCAUCCAACAAGGACGUUUCGGCUCUCAAGCAAGAAGAUGAAGUAGAUGCCGCUGUCGCCGAUCUAGAGUAA
Messenger RNA from Kwoniella botswanensis, 264 nucleotides. RefSeq lists its product as uncharacterized. The record is from RefSeq and is a predicted model, not a curated record. The coding region runs from base 1 to 264 and encodes 87 amino acids. NCBI's taxonomy places the organism in Eukaryota, Fungi, Basidiomycota, Tremellomycetes, Tremellales, Cryptococcaceae. The transcript is spliced from 2 exons.